UACACGUACAUAAUAUCGUCAUCUAAGGAGCAUAGUAGGGUAUAUAUAUGUGUGUGUGUGUGUGUGUGUGUAUUUUUAUAGAGAGCGAGAGAUAAUUAUGUACUAUUUUGUGGAAUUUAGAGUAACAGUGAUGAUAUCAAAAUAUAAAAUAACACAAAUAUGGUACUAUACAGAGACCAAAACAGUUGAUACAGUUUUACACAUUCCUGUUUGUUCUCAUAAGCAUCUUUAUGGGGAGCCACUUGAGAUGCUUGUUGCUGAAAACCACAUCUUUGGUGCAUUAAUUUGUUUUGUUGUAAUCUCUUACCACAAGCCAAAACCAACACAAAGAUGGCGAAUCACCCCAAAACAAACCAGUUACUGAAAACGACACACGACAAAACAGAACCAAGCUGUAACACACAUUACAACUAACAUCAGUUACAUUAAAACAUUUAAACUAAAUAAAGGCUGAGGAGCACGGCAUUCUGGGAGUCCUCUAAGCACUCCUCUCCGCCCUCCCAGUUAGCCCAAACCUUAAGGCCGUUGGCGGCGCCACAGUAUUAAGAAAAGAUAAGGCGUAAUCAGUCGUUUCCAACCCUUUGACUGACUGUGUCCAUUUGUCUCCUCCGCCGGGCUGUAGCGCCGCUGUCUACCAGUAGCGGGCAGCAACGGGCCGAACAGCAGCAGCAGCAGCUGUGGAGGAGGAGGAGGCCGUGUAGGGGGGUAUCUGGUUGUAGAUGUGGUGGAGGGGGCGACUCUGGGCGGUUUGGGUGCCACUGUCACUGAGCACAGCAGCACAGAGGACUAGCUCUGAAUCAUGGCCACCGACGCAAUAUCGGCGUGCACCGGAUCCAGCUUGCUACAGCCGAUAAGCGAAAUAAUCAACCUCCCGUUAGACCAGGUGAAUUUCGUGGUGUGUCAGCUGUGUGCGCUCCUCACAGCCUUCUGGUUCCGCCUCUACCUGCACCCUAGUAAGACAAGUCCCUUCGUCCGACAUGUGGUGGCCACGCUGCUGGGCUUAUACUUCGCCCUCUUCUGCUUUGGCUGGUAUGCGCUCCAUUUCCUGGUGCAGAGUGGCAUCACCUAUGGCAUCAUGAUCUUGGCUGGAGUUGAGCACAUGCACAAAUACUGUUUGGUUUUUGCCCUGGCUUACCUCAGCUUCUGCCAGAUCACGCGGGUGUAUGUCUUUGACUAUGGCAUGUACUCAGCUGACUUCACAGGGCCCAUGAUGGUCAUCACACAGAAGAUCACCAGUGUGGCCUUUGAGAUUCAUGACGGAAUGGCCCGGAAAGAAGAUCAGCUCACUCAGAGUCAAAAGCUGUUGGCCAUACGGCGGAUGCCCAGUCUCCUGGAGUACUUCAGCUAUAACUGUAACUUCAUGGGCAUGCUAGCCGGCCCCACCUGCUCCUACAAUGAUUACAUCGCCUUCAUUGAGGGCAAACCCUUUCGUCACAGAGAGCAAGAGACGAAUGGGAAGCUGCAGGGGAAAACCAGACUAAACGACCCUUCACCUAAUACGGAAGUUCUCCGCAAGCUGGCCACCUGCUUCAUCUCUCUGUCAGUCUUUCUCUCCGUCUGCAAAGUUUUUCCUGUAGAGCGCAAUGUCGAUGAUGACUUCAUUGCCACCACACCCUUCUACGCCCAGGUGGUCUACCUGUAUCUGUCCAUGCUGACCACCCGUCCUAAAUACUACUUUGUUUGGACUCUGGCUGAUGCUAUUAACAAUGCAGCUGGCUUUGGCUUUAAUGGCUAUGACAGUGAUGGAUUGCCACGAUGGGACCUCAUCUCCAACCUGAGGAUAAUGAACAUUGAGUUAGCCACCAGUUUUAAGGUGUUCCUUGAUAACUGGAAUAUACAGACUGCACACUGGCUCAAAAGGGUGUGUUACGAGCGCUGUCCUUAUAACCCCACGGCCGCCACCUUCCUGCUCUCGGCAAUGUGGCAUGGAGCUUAUCCAGGCUACUACCUCACCUUCCUCACAGGCAUCGUGGUCACACUGGCUGCCAGAGCGGUGAGGCACAAUGUAAGGCCAUACUUCUUGGGUUCACCAACACACAAAUUUGUGUAUGACGUCAUCACGUGGGCCAGCACACAGAUAGCCAUCUGUUACACUGUGGUGCCCUUUGUGUUACUUUCUGUGGGUCCGUCCCUCAAAUUCUACAGGUCUUGGUACUUUUCUGGGCACAUAGGCUGUGUACUGCUGGCCAUAGCUCUGCCGGUGAAGCCUCGGCAUCUGCGGCUGAAGGAGCAGCAGAGCCUUUCCUCAAGCUCCGACUCCACAGACAGCCAGAAACAGAAAGCCACAUGAGCCCAGACCCUGCACCCCCACUGCGGCACAGAACACACUCAGAUCGGCCAGCGCUCCUACUCUGCAGCCACCCACGCGGAGAGUCAGACGAUUAAAACUCAAAAACAAACAUCCAAACAUCCAGCCUCUGCCUGGACUCGUCCGGUGGGGCGUCAUACUAAUCUCGGCUCUAAAUGGCGGCGCCAGGACUUGGCAUUGACUUGAGGGGAAGGGUUUGAUGGGUUUGAAUCUGACUGGUGGCAGCGUUACGAUGAGCAGCAAGUGAAGCUCUGAUGUACAGAAAUAUGCAAACCUGCCUUUACGCUCCCCAUUGCCACCACAGGCAUUGUUACUUUAACAUGCAGGAUUUGUUUUGGGUAUGUAUAUAGCAUUACCUUGCAGGAGACAGUGCCACCAUUAGAAUGAAGCUGAUGAUGGUGUUUCUAAACACUUUCAAUGUUUGUGAUGAUAACAAAACACCUAUUCAAAUAAAUUAUUUGAAAGUGGGGGAAAAAAACAUCCAGUGACAGACAAUAGCUUGCCGCCAUGCCAAUAUGUCAAUGUGCAUUUAGUCAUUAUUUCCCCAUUCAUCUUUUACUCUCUUGAGUUAGGCUUAAAGAAAGCCUUCUCUUCUUCUCAAAGACGCUGUAAGUUCAUUUGGAGAUUUAAAUCCAUGGCAGUGCCAUCGUAACAAGGUUCUUCAGUCCAUGUCAUCUUUAGUAUAGUGUGUGUGAACAUCUCUUGUGCAUGAGGUUUGCAUAUCUUCAGAUUUGCCCCAUGGCAUAAACACUGCAGACCCGUCUCUGCUGAUUCAACAUGAUGCUUUAAAAAGCAUUUUCAGCACAUUCCAUUCUAAAGUUCAGUUUCUUUUCAGUUCUAGAAACACACUUUCUAAUGAUAAUAUUUCAGAAUUAGCCUGAACUGAGAAAAAGGCUGUGGAUUUGAAAUAUUUGCCCAGACACUCAAAGCCCAACUUCAGAUUUCAUGUUUUUUUGUAAAUUAUGUGAUUAAAAGAAAACCUUUUGCAACUAGA
Colossoma macropomum (tambaqui) is the source of this 3302-nucleotide messenger RNA. RefSeq names its product membrane bound O-acyltransferase domain containing 2b (gene mboat2b). NCBI's taxonomy places the organism in Eukaryota, Metazoa, Chordata, Actinopteri, Characiformes, Serrasalmidae. Gene Ontology annotation, molecular function: acyltransferase activity. The transcript has 13 exons. The coding region runs from base 800 to 2290 and encodes 496 amino acids. The record is from RefSeq and is a predicted model, not a curated record. Gene Ontology annotation, biological process: lipid modification. Gene Ontology annotation, cellular component: membrane.